AUGGAGUUUUCAUGGAACAUCAGUGAAAACUAUACCUUCUCAACUCCAAUCAACUCACCGAGCAAGAUCAAUACAACCGAGUCUAUCUACGGGACGUACGUUGAACGCCAAAUCUUGUCUGGAGUCGGAUUUGUCGCCACUUUCAUCGGUCUCCUCGGAAACCUGGCAGUCAUUUAUGCCAUUCUGACCGUCAAGAAACUGCAGACUAAAACCAAUGUGUUUGUUCUGAAUCUCGCUCUAGCCGAUGUGCUGACAGGUAUCCAGGGUCCCUUGCAAGCCGUGACCGUCUUGAGCGACGAGCUAGUCAUACCUUCUUGGAUGUGCAAUUUUGCCGCGUUUUGUUUUCUAACUUGCAUUGGGUGCAGUAUUAACACCCUAGCCUUAAUUGCCGUCAACCGACUGGUUGGUAUCACGACUACGGCUAAGUACCACAACCUGUACACCCAUUUCAAGCUCUUUCUGAUGAUCUUCGUAUCAUGGGGCGUGCCUGUAGCCACAGCCACUAUCCCACUCUUCACCAGUUACGCCAAGUAUGGAUUCAACCCUAUCUACAAAUCCUGUUCUUGGUCGUCCAACAAGUCCGAUAUUUUUACAUACGCAAAACUCAUAUGUGUACUGUAUUUCCCUCUCCAGUUUACCAUCCUCUUUGUCAGCUACUUGAAAAUCUACUUGUAUGUGACAAGGACAACUCAAUCCAUGCUGAGACUGGACAACGAUGGAGAGAGCGAAGGUGCAGGACAGCAAACACUUCAAAGACAACUUUGGAAACGUCAGGUGACUGUUACAAAGAACUUGUUCACAGUGGUAUGCGUGUUCGUCCUCUGCUUGUGCCCCUUCUUCGCAACACUCGGACUACCAAGCAAUGUCGCCAAAAACCUCCUGUCCUACGCAUCCUUGAUCCUCAUGAGCAACAGUGCAGUCAAUCCGAUCAUCUACGGAACUAAACACCCGGAUUUCAGAACGGCGUUUGCUCACAUGUUGCGUUGUAGAAGGAUGAAGUAUACACCUCAGACGGCUCUCUUGGGGCAGAAUAGUACCAAUAUAAGAACUAUAUCUGCAAGCAUACAGCUCGUGUAA
This is a messenger RNA of Patiria miniata (bat star), 1077 nucleotides long. Its product is annotated as melanopsin-like. Bases 1 to 1077 code for a protein of 358 amino acids. The record is from RefSeq and is a predicted model, not a curated record. The transcript has a single exon. Gene Ontology annotation, cellular component: membrane. Gene Ontology annotation, biological process: G protein-coupled receptor signaling pathway. NCBI's taxonomy places the organism in Eukaryota, Metazoa, Echinodermata, Asteroidea, Valvatida, Asterinidae. Gene Ontology annotation, molecular function: G protein-coupled receptor activity.